This is a messenger RNA of Halichondria panicea, 1214 nucleotides long. RefSeq lists its product as uncharacterized. The record is from RefSeq and is a predicted model, not a curated record. Bases 90 to 1115 code for a protein of 341 amino acids. The transcript has 4 exons. Lineage: Eukaryota; Metazoa; Porifera; Demospongiae; Suberitida; Halichondriidae.
GAUUUAGUGGCAAGCUCUAUAUAACUGUGGAAAUAAGUUUCUUUUCAGCAGUUUAAUUACAUUCCUCUUAAGUCCUCUGUGUUGCUAAAAUGAGAGUCUGUCUUAUUAUAAUUGCAGUUGUAGCUCUGCCUUUCUCCUGUGAGGCAGUGAUUGAUUGGAGAUGCUCUUCCCCUGUCAACAAUGUCUCCUACUUUCCAGAUAUACCAGCAAGCGCUGGAAACAUAGAACCAUUGGAGCAAAGCAUCCAACGCUCACUCUAUGUCUACCCCAUACCUGGACCUAUCAGUUGUAAUGCAACAGUGCUUGGUGUGCAGUACUGCUACCAGCAAACGGGAACUGAAGAGGAUACCAUUUUCACAUUACUCAUUUUACAAAUGGAUUCCAAGUUCUCCACGAAUGUAAGAGUGCUCAAAAACAUACCCAUUCCUGCGCCAAAAGGCAUUUGUGCAAGUCAAGCUUGCUGUGAUACUUUUACGUUCGAUGAAAGCAAACAUUUUCUGCUACCCACACAAGGAUUUGGCAUUGGCUUAGAAACUCAGAAUUUUGCCAAUCUUUGGGGAUUUCAUAACACACAAGUCCAGUACUAUGCAUGCAGAUACUUAGUCCAAAGUGCAGGGCUUAAUUUGACUGUCGGUUCUACUAUUUCCAUCCAAUCCACUCUAAGCAGUGAGAAUACGCUCAGGAUUGUGAGGUUAAUAGUUGGUAAUGGAGGUGAGCAAUCGAUGAUUUUGACUGAUCCCUUGACUACAACUGAUCCACCCUUGACCACAACUGAUUAUUCAAUGACUAAUGAUCAAACUACCCCACAAAUGUCAACUGAUUUUACCUCACCAAUAGAGAUACCAACUUCUUUACUAAUCGUUGUGUUGGUUACCAUCACAUUGGCUGCUGUUCUGUUUACUAGCUGUGUUGCUUUGAUGAUUAUUGCCUGCGUGUAUGUGAAGAUGAAGAGAGACGGGAAAAAGGAGACAACUCCAAAAAAUUGUGAUCAGAUGGUCAUGCCGGUCAUGUUUGAUGCUUCAAUGGCUUCACAAAACCCACUUCCUGAAGGCACCGAGGACAAAAUCAAUGCGUCUUGGAACAUAGCCUAUGGGCAAAUCAGACAUUUGGAGUAGCAGCCAUAUAAUUAUUGAUUAUGAUUUUAUUUGAUGUUUACAAUUAUUCAAUUAAUAUUUUUAACAAUUGAUUAUACAAGUAUUAUGUGUGAAGAUUCA